GCGAGUUGUCUGACGCAAGCGCGCUGCACUAGCCGGUCAUCCACUCACUUCACGGCAGCUACUGCGUCUGGGUUUGUACCACAGCUGAAUCUCUGGCGAGCGUCAUGCCGAAGAAGGGGAUCUUGGAACGUCUAGAAGAGGGAGUGGUGAUUGGUGAUGGUGGUUUUGUAUUUGCACUGGAAAAAAGGGGUUAUGUGAAAGCUGGACCAUGGACUCCAGAGGCUACUGUAGAAAACCCUGAAGCAGUACGACAGCUGCAUCGUGAGUUUUUACGUGCUGGUGCAGAUGUGAUGCAGGCUUUCACAUUUUAUGCUUGUGACACGAAGCUUGAAAACAGAGGUCAUGAUGCAGGAGAAAAAUUUACAGGAAAAGCAAUCAAUAAAGCAGCAUGUGACAUAGCUAAAGAGGUUGCUGCUGAAGGGGAUGCUCUUGUGGCAGGUGGUUUGAGCCAGACUCCUACCUAUCUCAGUGGUGGUACAAAAGAACAAGUUCAGAAGGAGUUCCAGAACCAAGUUGAUGUCUUCAUUCAAAAUGAUGUUGAUUUUCUCAUAUGUGAGUAUUUUGAACAUGUGGAAGAAAUGGAGUGGGCUAUUGAAGUUUGCAAAGCAUCUGGCAAAGCAGUAGCAGCCACAAUGUGCAUUGGUCCACUUGGAGACUUACACAGUAUUCCAGCAGGAGAAUGUGCAGUGAGAAUGGCAAAAGCAGGAGCUGAUAUUGUUGGUGUAAACUGUCAUUUUGAUCCAUUUGUUGUGCUGGACACUGUAAAGUUGAUGAAGGAAGCUCUUGACAAAGAAGGAAUCAAAGUUCACCUUAUGAGCCAACCACUAGCUUAUCACACUCCAGAUGCUGGUCGCCAAGGCUUUAUUGAUCUGCCAGAAUUUCCAUUUGCUCUAGAACCUAGAGUUGUUACUCGCUGGGACAUUCAUCGCUAUGCUCGAGAAGCAUACAAACUUGGCAUACGCUACAUUGGAGGCUGCUGUGGCUUUGAACCAUACCACAUUAGGGCAAUUUCAGAAGAACUUAUUGAGGAGCGUGGUAAACAGUCAAAGGCCACUGAAAAACAUGAUUUAUGGGGAGGUGGUUUGAUGAUGCACACAAAGCCAUGGGUUAGAGCCAGAGCACAGAGGUCUUAUUGGGAAAAUAUAAAACCUGCGUCAGGCCGCCCAUACUGCCCAUCCAUGUCACACCCUGAUGACUGGGGCAUCACAGCUGGCAAUGCAGAUCUCAAACAGCACAAAGAAGCCACAACUGAAGAUGAAAUAAAGAAGCUGGCUUCUUUCAAGAAAUAAUUAAAUUACACAGACAACAAUGUUACGUAUUGUUGGUUGCUUAUUCUGAAGUAUUUACUUAAGACUGAUCAGUUAGAGUAUAACAGUUUGAGGUUUACCAUUAUAUAAAGAAAAGUAUGUGAUCAACAGCAAUGAAAUCUGUUACACUGUUCAUGUUUCAUGAAGGACAAUUGUAUAGCUCCUGGGUAAAAAAAAAUAAAAAUCACUUCUCUUAAAAUGGAAA
Messenger RNA from Schistocerca americana (American grasshopper), 1512 nucleotides. RefSeq names its product betaine--homocysteine S-methyltransferase 1-like. Bases 105 to 1289 code for a protein of 394 amino acids. The record is from RefSeq and is a predicted model, not a curated record. Gene Ontology annotation, molecular function: zinc ion binding; betaine-homocysteine S-methyltransferase activity. The transcript has 9 exons. NCBI's taxonomy places the organism in Eukaryota, Metazoa, Arthropoda, Insecta, Orthoptera, Acrididae.